AGUUGAGGGACGACUUCAUAGCUCCGCCGCCUGUGAGUGGGGGUCGGCGUAGAAAGGAGAGCAAAGAUGUGGACGAAAGCGACGAAUGUAUGGAUUUAGACAAAUACGAGUCACUCAUCACUACUGAAGUACAAGUACUCAAACGGAAAGACUUUGUCUCAGAAUUUCGGCCUCAAAGGGAUGUCCAGCUAUUUGUGUCCGACUCUUGUGUUUUGCUCGACUGUCGAGAAUUCAAUUUACAAUCAAUUAUUGAUCAAAUGUUUUCCAAUUUCGGCCUCAAAGGGAUGUCCAGCUAUUUGUGUCCGACUCUUGUGUUUUGCUCGACUGUCGAGAAUUCAAUUUACAAUCAAUUAUUGAUCAAAUGUUUUCCUGACGGAAAAAACGGAGGCAUUGAUAGCGAC
Molecule: messenger RNA, 401 nt
Organism: Medioppia subpectinata
Lineage: Eukaryota; Metazoa; Arthropoda; Arachnida; Sarcoptiformes; Oppiidae
Source: the annotation of a GenBank genome assembly